UUGAUUUCUAAAUUUCUGUUUUAAUAAGCUCGUGGCAUUCAGCGCACUGCAGUGAGACAAGCUCAUCACAAAUAUGAACCUAACUUCCAUGAUAAAUAUGGCAACAUGAUACUCAUCGGUGGAGCCGUAGUUUUUACUGCUGUUUGGGGAUAUGUGUUAACACGAGCUGGAGUUGAGUGGGGCUUGUCACCUGUUGGCAGAGUCACUCCAAAAGAAUGGAAAGAGUAACAGUCAACAUACUAUGAACUGGUGUAAACUUUCACUGAAGACAGCGCUCAUGCUACGAAUGUAGCGGCAUUUGUUUCCCGAUUACCACUUGUAUCGUGGCAUUCCUUGAUGUAAUAAACAUACCUAGAAACCUG
This is a messenger RNA of Struthio camelus australis, 362 nucleotides long. The record is from RefSeq and is a predicted model, not a curated record. Lineage: Eukaryota; Metazoa; Chordata; Aves; Struthioniformes; Struthionidae.